AUGUUUCCCCCUCUGAGAGGGCCAGUACGUGAAGAGCUUCAAGUGCUUUAUAAGCUCAUCUCUCAAAAUAUUGACAACUGGAUUUCAAAUAUUCCUAGUCCGUUCCAUAUUCCCCAUACUGAGAACAAAAUGCCGGAAAAGCCAUGGACGAGACCUGAGAUAAUGCAUCCCAUCGAACGACUGAAGAAUCCUUUCAAACCUGCACGACGACAGGAUGCGUUACGGGCUUUCAUCACUCCUAAGUCUCGUAAACGCAAUGCACGCUACAAAAUACACCUGGGAAGGCCUCAAUCCGGACUCCUUCCGGAACCAGAAAUGCCAACAAGCAUACCAUUCGGUUAUGAAGAAGGAUUUUUCAUACAACCCGUGGAUCACUUCGACAAUCAAAAUGUGAACACAUUUGAUCAGCGAAAAGACCAUACAGGACGGCAUAAACAAAUCAAGUCAAGAACUAAAGUGAAAGUACAGAAGAAGUUCAACAACAAAUUUAAACUUCACGUAUCGCAGAAAUUCUACAAAAAUAGACAAUGGGCCAAAGAAGGCGGUCCAAUCUUCCUGAAGAUUGGCGGCGAAUCACCGGCAUCACCUGCGUGGGUUCUCAACGAAAACCUCACCUAUUUGACAUGGGCGAAAAAGUUUGGAGCAACAGUCUACAUGUUAGAACAUCGAUAUUAUGGCCAGAGCAAAAUUACAAAGGAGCCAACUAGCACUGGAUGGUAUACAGACUAUCUCAGUUCCAUGCAAAUGCUCUUCGAUGUGGCCAACUUUAUAAGAAACGUCAAUGCCCAAAUGGGAUCGGAUAAGCCCCCUAAGUGGAUCACCUUUGGCGGAUCAUACUUCCGGUGA
Cooperia oncophora is the source of this 846-nucleotide messenger RNA. NCBI's taxonomy places the organism in Eukaryota, Metazoa, Nematoda, Chromadorea, Rhabditida, Trichostrongylidae. The record is from the annotation of a GenBank genome assembly.